UCACGUCCCGGCGAUCGCCGGCGGCCAAGGGUAGUGACAAGAUGGAGGUGGAGAACCAGUGGGGCGGCCACGACUCCCGCGCGAAGGCCGACAACUUCGCCGCGUCCGUCCUCUCCUGGCUCUGCAACUCCAAGGGCCCACAUUAUUUCGAAGACUUGGCGGAUAUGAUGGAUGCCGAGAUAUCUGAAUUGUUCAAUGCCGACUUUCAGGAUAAUAGUAUUGAGGAGGUCGCUAAACAGUUACUGAUUAUGCAUGAAGAAUGCCUGCAAAGUAACUAUUCGUCUAUAGAGAAGUUAAGGAAUUCACAUGUUCAGGGGAAUGCUGUUUCCCAAAGUAGACAGAUAGCGGGCGACGAUGACGACAGUGAUAGCUUAGAUGAUGAUGAUGACGACGCGUCGAUGAUGGAUGAUGAAGCAGUUGCCACGCCAAGUUGAUGGCGGUGGACAGGCGAAGACCCUCCAAGCCACCCCAGAUGCCGAUGGCUGGACUGUUGUGCCUCCUAGGCGUGGUCGGGGCAAGAAUUGAGGAGCGUAAACGUGGUAGCUGCUGAGUUUGUUACCGAAGGUUUUCUGAGCGUUGAAGUCUGAGUAUUACUACUAUAAUAUGUAUUUCUCUGAAUCGUCAGGGAAGUUGAGUGUGCAGUAUGUUUUCCUGACACUAGCUUCAAGCUGCGCACUACGACUAGUCUUGUGAUUAGUAUGAUGUAGCUUGGGGCUGGACAUGGUAAAUAUAAAUCCAACCUAUGAUUGCUACGACUAAUUCAUAGUGCGUAGCUAUGAACA
This is a messenger RNA of Panicum virgatum (switchgrass), 782 nucleotides long. Its product is annotated as pre-rRNA-processing protein TSR2-like. Gene Ontology annotation, biological process: maturation of SSU-rRNA from tricistronic rRNA transcript (SSU-rRNA, 5.8S rRNA, LSU-rRNA). The coding region runs from base 42 to 434 and encodes 130 amino acids. Gene Ontology annotation, cellular component: nucleus. Lineage: Eukaryota; Viridiplantae; Streptophyta; Magnoliopsida; Poales; Poaceae. The record is from RefSeq and is a predicted model, not a curated record. The transcript is spliced from 4 exons.